GCAUAUGCACACAAAUAUCAUAGUUGGAAACAAAAAAAAAAAGACAGGUGCAAAAACAAAAAUCAAAAGGCACUUCUAUAAACCAUAAUAAUAAUCAUCAUAGUUAUCCCCAAGGUGGUGUGCACGGUCGUGGAGCAGUGAGAAGAUACGGGGACACUAUUUUAAUGGCGGCUGUACAAGUUUGAAUUCCCAAUCACGAUCAGCUUAUAAACCGUUGAUUUUUGUUACAUCCUCAAAAGGGUUUGCACAAUUCGUCAAAGCAAGAUCUGCGUCGAUCAGUCUUACUUUCUCUUAUUAUCACUGAGAUUACAUGUGCUUGCUAAAGGUGGCGAACCAGGGGGGCUCAGGCGAGUAUGUCAGGUUUCCAGCUCAAGAAAGUGGCGGCGGAGGCGAUGAGUUGGAGAGAGAUGGACAAGAAGGACCAUUAGAAAUCUCACAAACACAAGAAAUGUACCAGCCAAUACACCCUGUGGAUAUGACAGUACCGGAGCCAAUGUUUUCGGAUAACAGCAGGGCUAGAGAGAUGUCAGCGAUGGUGUCGGCUCUCAGGCAUGUGGUGUCAGGCCAGAGAGGCGGUGUAUGGGGGCAAGGUACCGGUUUAAGCGGUGCAGCUACGUCAAGCUUUGGAGGGCUUUAUAGUACUUCUCCUUCUCCUCCACCUAUGUCGGCUUACUCUUCUAGUUAUACUUCUCCUUCUCCGCCUUUGUCGGCUCUCUCUUCUAGCUCUGGCUCUGCUUUUGCCUCUGCUUCUGGCUCAAGCUCCUGGGCUGGGCAAAAAAGAGGGCGUGAAGAAGAAGGCGUUUCUCAGUUGAUUGAGUCUAUUCCAAGGGGUUAUAGAGUGCCUGUUGCUGAUUUCAGAUUAUCACAGGGAGAUUCAGCAUCUGGUGCAACUGCAACAGAAGAAGCUACAAAUAAUUUUGCAACCACCACCACAACCACCGUUCCGGCAGCACCACCAAGCGAAAAUGUGUCCUACGAAGAAACCGGCGAGAGAAGGAGAAGAUACAGAGGAGUGAGACAGAGGCCAUGGGGAAAAUGGGCAGCCGAGAUACGCGAUCCCCACAAGGCUGCGAGGGUCUGGCUCGGCACAUUCGAAACCGCCGAGGCCGCAGCCAGAGCCUACGACGAAGCCGCCUUGAGAUUCAGGGGAAACAGAGCCAAGCUAAACUUCCCUGAAAAUGUCAGACUAGUACCGCCUCCACAAAAUUACUCCGCGGCGGCUUCGGCAUCGAUAUCCAUUUCAGAUUCUCGGGCAACCCAUUUGCCGUCAACGCCAUCGCCGCAGCAAUUGCAGCCCCAAUUCUUUCCGCCUCAAGCUUAUCAGGGCACACCUGACAUUCUCAGAGACUACAUGGGGUACUCCCAGUUGCUCCAGAGUUCUGGGGACUUUCAUCUCGAACAGCAGCCCACGACUUUAACGGAGCAGAUGCUUUAUAGGUCGUACUUGGCUUCUCUUCAACCAUCGUUUUUGUCAUCGUCUUCUUUAGCUUCUUCAUCUUCUUCAUAUGCACCCUCUGUUUCUUCGUCCUCUGCUUCAUUUCCUCUGUUUUCUGAUCCGCACAUGGGCUUUUCUCGACCACCCGGAAAUCAGAAUCAGAGCGGUGGUGGUGGCAGCACUUCAGAUUUUCCAUCGCUGCCAUCGUGGUCAGAUUCCAGUCACUAUCCUAGCUCUUCCAGUUAAAAUUGAUCACACAAUUUUUUCUUUUGUUCAAAAUAAUUAGUAUUAUUUUGUUGUUUUUUGGUUUAUGAUUUUAAUAUACUUUUUGCAUUAGCAUGUUGUUUUGGGGUUUAAUUAUUUUUUCCGUUACUUCUGUUGUAAAUCAAAAGGAAGAAAUAUAUAAAAAAGCCAGAUACAAAGGAGCAAUUGAGGAAACCGAUAUACGAUUGUCACGUUAUCCAAA
Molecule: messenger RNA, 1901 nt
Organism: Corylus avellana
Lineage: Eukaryota; Viridiplantae; Streptophyta; Magnoliopsida; Fagales; Betulaceae
Biological process (GO): regulation of DNA-templated transcription; ethylene-activated signaling pathway
Molecular function (GO): DNA binding; DNA-binding transcription factor activity
Source: RefSeq, a predicted model, not a curated record